This is a messenger RNA of Nycticebus coucang (slow loris), 3753 nucleotides long. RefSeq names its product 3-galactosyl-N-acetylglucosaminide 4-alpha-L-fucosyltransferase FUT3-like. The transcript has a single exon. The record is from RefSeq and is a predicted model, not a curated record. The coding region runs from base 3 to 1154 and encodes 383 amino acids. Gene Ontology annotation, molecular function: alpha-(1->3)-fucosyltransferase activity. Lineage: Eukaryota; Metazoa; Chordata; Mammalia; Primates; Lorisidae. Gene Ontology annotation, cellular component: membrane.
CCAUGGAUCCACCCGGCCCAGCCAAGUGGCAGUGUCCAUGGCGCCCCUGUCUGGUGGGGCUGCUGUUUCAGCUACUUUUGGCCGUGUGCUUCUUCUCCUACCUGCGUGUGUCUCAAGACGGUCCCAGUGGGUCCCCUAGGUCAGUGCCCAUUGCAUUGGAAUACAUCACCAUGGCUUCCAAUAGGUCAGCCGGGACAACGUCCACCAAUGGGUCCUGCUGCCAGGCUACCACGGGGCCCCCUCCCCACCCGCCCCUCCUCAUCCUGCUGUGGACAUGGCCCUUCAACAUUCCGGUGGCUCUGUCCCGCUGCUCGGAGAUGCUGCCUGGCACAGCUGAUUGCCACCUGACUGCCAAUCGCAACAUGUAUGCACAGGCAGACGGGGUCAUUGUGCAUCACUGGGAUGUCAUGUACAGUCCUAAGACCCAGCUCCCACUAUCCCCGAGACCACUGGGGCAGCGCUGGGUCUGGUUUAACAUGGAGCCACCUUCUAACUCCCGGCACCUGGAAGCUAUGGAUGGACACUUCAAUCUGACCAUGUCCUACCGCAGCGACUCUGACAUCUUUAUGCCUUAUGGCUGGCUUGAGCCCUGGCCCGGCCAGCCUGCCCAUACCUUGGUCGACCUCUCAGCCAAGACUAAGUUGGUGGUGUGGGUGGUGUCCAACUGGAGAUCAGACUCGGCCAGGGUGCGAUACUACCAGUUGCUGCAGAUGCAUAUCAAAGUGGACGUGUAUGGGAGAAACCACAGGCCACUGCCCCAGGGCGCCAUGAAGCAGCAGCUGUCCAGGUACAAGUUCUACUUGGCCUUUGAGAACUCCCAGCACAAAGACUACAUCACUGAGAAGCUGUGGAGGAAUGCCUUGCAGGCUGGGGCUGUGCCCGUGGUGCUAGGCCCUAGUCGGAGCUGCUAUGAGCGCUUCCUGCCCCCGGAGGCCUUCAUUCAUGUGGACGACUUCCAGAGUCCCCGGGACCUGGCCCACUACUUGCAGGCACUGGACAAAGACCAUGCUCGGUACCUGAGCUACUUCCACUGGCGGGAGACGCUGCAGCCACAUGACUUCAGUUGGGCCCUGGCUUUCUGCAAGGCCUGCCGGAAGCUGCAGGAGGAGAACAGGUACCAGACAGUGGGCAGCAUCGCAGCUUGGUUCACAUGAGGUGGCCAGCCUUGGGCCUUGGCUGCCGGGACCUCAUCUGCCUAGGUGACACGUCUGAGGCCACACCUACCCGGGACAUCACCUGCCUGUGACCUCACCUAUCCAGGGCAUCCUUAUCUGGGACCUCACCUGGGGGGCCCUUGUUUGCCAGAGAUCUCACUUACCUGACACUUCACAUGCUGGGCUUCACAGCUGCCAGGGACAUCAGCUCUGGACCUCCACCUCCAGAAGGCUAGCCUGCUGUGGUCCUCGGUUCCUGGAGACUGCCCCUGCUGGGGAACUCAGCUCCUGGUGACUCUCUCCACUUGGGCACUUGCCUCACUGGAUAUUGCCUGCUAGGAGCCUCGCUUCCCUGGGACUUUUGCUGCUGGGGACAUUGCCCACUAAGGCACUCAACCCCUGUGGAACUGACUCCCUGGGGUCCCACACAUAGGUGAUGGCUCUGGAUGAUAGUCUGCUGUUGGUUCUGGAUGAUUACUGCUGUUGUUGGGGACAGCCUGUGACAUGUGAAAACAAUGUCAUCGACAUUCCCACACAGUGAUACUGCAGGGAAACUGGUGUGUACCCCCAUACUCUAGAACAGUGGAUCUCACCCCAGGGUGGUUCUGCCACACAGGGGAUACUCAGUAACGUCCAGAUACAUUUUUGGUUGUCACAUGUGGGAGGGAAUGGAUGCCACUUUGUGGGUAGAGGUCAGGGAUACUCCAGACCCCUACAGUGCACAGGAUACCCCUCCCCCUAGAGAAUGGUCCAGCUCCAACUGUCCACAGGUAGAAAAUCUCUGCUCUGGACUUUUCUGUGGCUCUGGGGGCAGGUAUCCAGAGCCUGGGAGGUGCCCCUCCUCCCUUGGCUUCCUGGGGUAGGGAGAACAAGGCCCAGACGGGUAGAGAGUGGCACCAUGCUUUCCAGGAGUCAAUGUGGGGCAGAGCAGGAAUAGGGGGACCUUUUCUGCCGAGCACAUACAGCCAGGUGGGGUGUUUGUGGGAGACAGAGGAGAGCAGGUCCCCCGUGUGUGUAUGUGUGUCUGUCAGCGUUGGCAUGGCAAAGGACUCGGUAUGACCAUUAGUGUAUGCCUGUCAUGAAGGUGUGUUGCUGUGUGACCGUGGGGUCACUCUGAUGGUGUAUGUGUGUGUGGCGUGAGGGCCGCGUGCAUUUCCACCUGUGUCUGUGGGUAAUGGUUAUUCUGAGCAUGAGAAAGAAUGUGUGGCCCCAGGGUUGUCCCUGAGUGUGGGACAGUGCAGGGCGCUGUCUGGGGUGCCAGGCAGUCUGUAUGAGUUCUGCAAUGACUGGCACAGGUUGUAUGUCAGCAGAAGAGUGUCCCUGUGUUUAUGUCUGUAUGUGGUGGUGUGGCAGUGUCUGUGGCUCCAAUUCUUUGUGGAUGAGUGGUGACUUUGUUUGAGAGUGCCCCUCUCUGAGUGUGUAAUUCCAAGCGUGGAUGGUGACUGUGCAAGAACUUGGAUUGUGGCUCCUCUGCGUGUGAUCUUGGCUGCUGAGUCCCUGUGUAGGUGACAGUCUCUGUGCCCCAUAAUUGUGUGUGUGUGUGGCAGCUGUGACCCAGCCUGGUGUGUGGUGUGUGCUGCUGUGAACCUCAGCUCUGGGGGCCUGUGGAGGCUGCCAUGUUUAUGUUCCAGUUCUCUGAUGGGCUUGACCAGUGCCCCGUGGUUGGGAUGUUGAAUCUGGGUGGGAGACAGGAAGGCCCAGGUCCUGAGAGGCCAAGGGUGGGUGUUCAAAACCCACACAUGCACACAGGAUCAGUGAGUCUGAGGACCACAGACCCAGGCUCCAAGGCCAAUUUUCCCACUGUGUGCCCUAAACUGAACAACUUUUGUCUUUGAGGCUUGGGGCCUCCUGGACCAUCUAGGAUGGGGGAAACUGAGGCUCUGGGUAAGUACACAUUGGCUUCUGUGGCCUUUCUGCUGAGGUUGGGCUGAGUCAGCCCAAACAGUGGAGGAAUCCACCACCCCAAACCUCAAAGUCAAAAGGCUACGGGGUGGGCGGGGAUCCGAGGCAGCCACGCCCCUGAAACAAUCUUCCAAGCAGACCAUCCAAGGGCUGGCGGUCUGUCCACCUAUGUCUGCUCUCAGGGCUCCUGAAAGUCCUGCUUGUUAGCUUCCUUGAGCAUCUCAGGCUGUAGGUGUGGAUGCUCCUGCAGGGCGGGGUGAGUUUCCCUGGGGGCAUCUUCUGAUCUGUGCUCCCCAGCUUUGGGAUGGGAAUUGGGGCCCGGAAGGACAAAAUGGCUGGACAGUGGUCCCAAGUGCAGAUGUGAGGGAAAGAGAGGAGGGGCCAAUGCCCUUAGGGGACCCAUCUGGGGGAAAAGAAAGGUGUGAUUUGGGGAGUCCCCAGUCCGGGGCACAGGGGAAGUUAUAAAAACCGGAGGAAAGCAGAGUUGCACCCUCCACCCUUGCGCGACAGGAGGAGAGGGGUUCCCACCCUUUCGUCUCUCAGGUGACUUCCCUGGCUCCUAGCCCCCGCCCCCUCCCCCUCAUCAGACGGUGGGACCCACCCCCCACCCACGCCCCGCGCUCUGGGAACCCAACAGCUCACUCUGUCUGGGGCCUGCCAAGCAUCACGGUGACACCGCUGGCAAAUCUAAAUACCG